AUGAGGCGGAAUCGCUCCCCAACAUCACCUUCACCCUACCGCGCCCUCGCCCAUGCCGGCGCGGGCGCGGGCGGGGUGCCAGAUUCCCUCUCACUCCUCAGGUCCUUCAACGUUGAUACGAACCCUACCCGCCCUAUGCGGCCAUCCCCACUCACCGCUUCCACCAUCCGCGAUAUGCCGCUCGACUUGGUUGAUCGCAUCAGAUCAUUUCCCCUGUUUGUGUCUGCGCCAGACGAGUUCUUGGCCGCUAUCGGAAACCAUUUGAGACCACAAGUUCAUGCUGCACAGGACCACAUUCUCACAGAGGGCGAUGAUGCCAGAGCAAUGUACUGGCUGGUGCGCGGAGUCGUGGCUGUCACCUCUAGAGACGGUGAAGCCAUUUAUGCAGAACUCAAGCCCGGUGCCUUUUUCGGAGAAAUCGGUGUAUUGAUGGACGUACCGCGAACUGCGACCAUUGUGGCUCGGACAAAAUGCCUUCUCGUGGUCCUUAAGAAGGAAGACCUCCAGGCCGAGUUACCGAAAUUCCCGGAUAUGGAACGUGCUAUUCGUCACGAAGCUCAAGAGCGGUUAAACAUUCUCAAGAAGAAGCGCCAAGAGGGCGGGCAACUCAUCAAGCCUGCCUCGACGCAAGCCAACGGAGCAAGAGAACCGGUGCCAGGUGAGGUGUCUACGGGUGAAGUAGGCACCAUCAGAGAGGGCACCGUCGUCAACUCCAAGAAGCGGAAAUCUCCCAGUCCUGGCGCCAUCGAAGACCCUGCAGCAGGCAGUGCCCUAGGAAGUGGUUUCGUCAACGUGCGACGAACAUUACGAGAACUGCCUUUGUUCUCCACAUUACCUCCCGACAUCCUCCAUCAGCUGGGACUCAGCGUCCAGCCAAAGACAUAUCCUCCAUUUACAGACAUCAUCCAACAAGGAUCGGCCGGCAACGAGAUCUUCUUCAUUGUUCGAGGUGAAGCAGAGGUUGUUCAUGAAGCACCAAGUGAACCACCAAAGAAGAUAGCUCGUGCGACCUAUCUCAGGCCAAGAUUAAAAGCAGGUCAAUACUUUGGGGAAGUGGCCAGUCUUGGGUUGUCCGAGGGUCGAACAGCGACAGUGCGGGCAAUUACAACGGUCGAGUGCUUGAUGAUCCCCGGAGACGCAUUAGACACGCUUUGGAGCCGAUGCCCACCUGACAUCAAGUCGCAGGUUGAGGAGACAGCUCGCAAGCGAUACAAGAAUUCUGACGAAGACGUUGAAAUGUCAGAUGCAGACCCCAUGGAAAGGACCAGCAAAUCAGAUCCUCCGACACCGACAACACCCAAAGCUCUACCGCACGUCACGUUCACAACGCCCUCAAAACCGACGUCACCUACAAAGGACGAUGUGGAAACGAUGGAGCCCAAGGACCCUGAUCCUUUCUUGAGCGUGGACAUGGAGAAUAUGCGAAAUAGGCGACGCAAUUCCCUGGCCCCGCCUACCCCGCAAUCCGACAACUCCUCGUCAAUAGUGACGAACGGCUUCCGAACUCACCAGAUUGAGUCGACACCUCUUCGCUUCUCUUUUCCACCACAGUCGCCAACCGAGCAAGAAGCGCCCGUCAAGCGAGCCCGGACACUGCCACGGCGUCCACACCCGGCCCAGACCCCAGCUCUUCCCGACGAUUUGCUCGUGGAAGCAUUCCGAUACCUCAAUGUUGCAGAGCUGAUGAACGCGCGAAUCAUUUCGUCUCAUUGGCGGAAGCUGUUGACGACGCACCCGAAGGUUUGCAUGGAUUUGGACUUGUCUGAGCAUAAUAGAAGAGUCACAGAUCUGGCCAUCCGAACAGUCAUUGGUCCUUUCGUUGGCAACCGCCCGGAGACGAUUGACAUUAGCAACUGCUUCCACAUUACCGACGACGGUUUCCGAAGUCUUUGGGAGAGCUGUGGCCGCAAUGUCAAACGAUGGCGCAUGCGAUCCGUGUGGGAUGUCUCUGCAAAUCAGAUUCUGGAAAUGGCAGAGAACGCAAAGGGCCUGGAGGAGAUUGACUGGAGCAAUUGUCGCAAGGUUGGUGACAACUUGCUGGCACGUGUCGUAGGCUGGGUAGUACCCGAGCCGCCACCACCCCAACCGCCCAGCAAGCAGGUGGUGAUAUCCAGUUCUUCGGCCAAGUCAAAGCCUCAAAAGGCUGUUACGCAACAGGCUCAACAGAGAGCUGCUAACAUCCCCAAGCCGGGCACCAUCAUUGGCUGCCCCGCCCUCAAGCACCUAAACUUGUCGUAUUGCAAGCACAUCACUGACAGGUCGAUGGCUCAUCUUGCUGCGCAUGCGUCCAAUCGGUUGGAAUCGUUGUCCCUGACACGAUGCACCUCAAUCACAGACGCCGGCUUCCAGUCUUGGGCUCCGUACCGGUUCCUGAACCUGUCUCAUCUGUGCCUCGCGGACUGCACUUACCUCUCUGACAACGCGGUCGUCGCCCUCGUCGGUGCGGCCAAGAACCUGACACACCUGGAUCUUUCCUUUUGCUGCGCUCUUUCUGAUACCGCCACGGAAGUCGUCGCCUUGGGAUUACCUCAGCUGCGAGAACUUCGCCUCUCGUUCUGCGGCAGUGCCGUCUCGGAUGCCAGCUUGCAGUCGGUUGCACUACACUUGAACGAGUUGGAGGGCAUCUCGGUCCGCGGCUGCGUUAGAGUCACUGGCGGCGGUGUCGAGAAUCUGCUUGAAGGAUGCAGUCGUCUACAAUGGGUGGACGUUAGUCAGUGUCGAAAUUUGGAGAAUUGGAUCCGAAGCGGAGGUGUUAUGCGGUGGGGAUUCGAUGAGCGCGGUGGUAAUGGUCUGUCACCGGGACAGGUGCCUUUGCCACUGCCUAGCCCGACACCGGCUGCUACGAACCGCGGUGGACGUGGGGCAAGGCCGCUAAGCUUCCGGAGAAGAGCAAGACACCCCGUCCGAUUCAUUGUUGAAAAGGGAGCAUUCGGGCUUAGAUGA
Molecule: messenger RNA, 2943 nt
Organism: Colletotrichum paranaense
Lineage: Eukaryota; Fungi; Ascomycota; Sordariomycetes; Glomerellales; Glomerellaceae
Product: cyclic nucleotide-binding domain-containing protein
Exons: 1
Coding region: 1-2943 (980 amino acids)
Molecular function (GO): protein binding; protein-containing complex binding
Source: RefSeq, a predicted model, not a curated record